Ostreococcus lucimarinus CCE9901 is the source of this 1095-nucleotide messenger RNA. RefSeq lists its product with no specific name. The annotation marks the transcript as partial. Lineage: Eukaryota; Viridiplantae; Chlorophyta; Mamiellophyceae; Mamiellales; Bathycoccaceae. The record is from RefSeq and is a predicted model, not a curated record. Gene Ontology annotation, molecular function: S-methyl-5-thioribose-1-phosphate isomerase activity. The transcript has a single exon.
AUGUCCUCGCUCGAGGCGAUUCGCUACGCGCGCGGAAACCUCGAGCUGCUCGAUCAGCUCGCGCUGCCGCUGGAGACGAAAUACAUCGACGUGCGCGACUGCAACGCGUGCUGGCGAUGUAUCAAAGAUAUGAACGUGCGAGGAGCGCCGGCGAUCGCGAUCGCAGCGGCGCUGGCGCUGGCGGUGGAGCUAGAGGCGAAGCGAGGGACGCUGACGACGUGCGAGGCGGCGGAGGCGUUCGUGCGCGAGCGGUUUGAUCACAUGUACACGUCGAGACCGACGGCGGUGAACUUGGGGGAGGCGAAAAAUAGGAUACAAGCACUCGCAAAGCGAUUGAGUGAAAGCGGAGACGUGUCAGGGAUGAUUGAAGGGGUGAUUGAAGGAUGCGAGGCGAUGCACGCCGAGGACGUGGCGUCGUGCAGAGCCAUCGGAGACAAGGGUGCUGCGGCGCUGUUGCGCGCGUGCGGCGCUAAAGAUGGAGAAAAUAUCAAAGUGAUGACGUGCUGUAACACUGGAUCGCUCGCGACGGCGGGCUACGGUACUGCGUUGGGGGUGAUUCGUGCUCUUUGGGAGUCGGGGCGACUCGAGCGGGCGUAUUGCUUGGAGACGCGGCCGUACAAUCAAGGGUCGAGGUUGACCGCGUACGAGCUGGUGUACGAAAAAAUUCCAGGGACGUUGAUUUGUGAUAAUAUGGCGGCGGCGCUCAUGGCACGAGGAGACGUGGACGCGAUCGUCGUGGGUGCGGAUAGAGUCGCCGCAAACGGCGACUUUGCUAACAAAAUCGGCACCUAUUCGCUCGCGGUGAACGCGAAGCAUCACGGAGUGCCCAUGUUCACCGCAGCACCGGUGACGACGUUAGAUCCCGAGACGGCGACUGGGGCAGAUAUUCACAUCGAAGAACGACCGGGCGAAGAAGUGACGCACUCGCUCGGUAAGCGUGUGGCGGCGGAAGGAAUAGACGUGUGGAACCCAUCCUUCGACGUGACCCCUGCGGCGCUCCUCACGGGUGUCAUCACGGAGCACGGUGUGAUUGAAAAGAACGCCAGUGGAUUGUUUCCCGUUGCAGACUUCGUAGCUCAAGCAAAGGGAGGUACA